AAAUGGUAUAAAUAAAUGGACGAUGGCGAACAGAUCAUUAGUUUGAGUUAAUAGUGAAUCAAGUCGACUACUGAAUGAAAUGAAACUGGUCUUUAUAUUCUUGUCCGUGCAGCUCGUGCUGCUGGCGACUUCCCUCAACGCCAGAAGAUGCUUCCAGCCCACCUCGACCAGCGCUGCACCAGGAAGUUCGACGAACCCAACAACCUCAACCACCCAGAAUCCCACAGAUGGACAGACGGAAACAUCCCUUGGACCUAUAAGUACUUCGACGCCAGGGCCCACCGACGAUGAGCCAACUGACGCAUCCUCUGACCCAAUCGGAGAGACCACUGAUGUUCCCUCUGACCCAUCGGGAGGGACCACUGAUGCUGCCUCUGACCCAUCGGGAGGGACCACUGUUGCACCAUCGGAUCCAACAGGCCAACACACGGAUUCAUCGGGACAAACUACGAAUGCACCCCCAGAUCCAUCUACUGAUGCACCAUCGGAUCCAACUACUGCAACUACUGAUACACCCCCGACAACAAAACCUCCUCCCGAAGUAGAUUGCGAUGCCGCUUGCCGCGCACAUCCGGGAGCGGUGUACUUACCAAAUCCCUACGAUUGUCACCAGUUUAUACAGUGCGAUGGGAAUCUGGGGUAUAAACAUACAUGUCCGGACGGACUCUACUGGAAUUCGGUUGCUGUGACCUGCGACACGGUUUGCCAAUAAAGUAUUAUGAACAGCA
This is a messenger RNA of Drosophila obscura, 728 nucleotides long. Its product is annotated as threonine-rich protein. Gene Ontology annotation, molecular function: chitin binding. Lineage: Eukaryota; Metazoa; Arthropoda; Insecta; Diptera; Drosophilidae. The record is from RefSeq and is a predicted model, not a curated record. The coding region runs from base 80 to 712 and encodes 210 amino acids. Gene Ontology annotation, cellular component: extracellular region. The transcript has 2 exons.